Messenger RNA from Aspergillus bombycis, 966 nucleotides. RefSeq lists its product as uncharacterized. The record is from RefSeq and is a predicted model, not a curated record. The transcript is spliced from 2 exons. NCBI's taxonomy places the organism in Eukaryota, Fungi, Ascomycota, Eurotiomycetes, Eurotiales, Aspergillaceae. Bases 1 to 966 code for a protein of 321 amino acids.
AUGAAAGUCCUGAACCCCCUUUUCUUCAUUUUAGCCGCGUCCAGGGUGGUGCGCGUGCUUCCAGCGGAAGAGAAUUUGCCCCUAAGUGGAGAGAUUGCAGUCUCUGAUUCAAGUUCCUUGGAAGCGCUGGGACAGAGCAUGAAUGAGGAGCAUCGCACUCUUAUAGCCCUUGAAAAGAGAGCAACGUGCGAAACAGUGAAUAAGGUUAUUAGAAGAAUUGGCCACAACCGGCAUAAGCUUGCCUAUAUUGUCUAUGGCAGCGGGCUUGCGUGGGCGAUAUGUGGGCUCACCGGGCAUGAUGAGUGCGACAAGGUUGGAGGAGCCGUCCUGUUCACCAUGGGUCUCGUCUUCACUGCCGCAGCAGACUACUCAGGCGCAGACCCUGUUCCGGUGCCAGAGCUACCUGGAUCCAUGAAAGUACCCAGUUAUCAGGCGUCCUUGACUGCUGCGUUGUCACAGAGUGACCUCGAGUACACAGCCAUCGACGCAGCACCGCUACAGGAAGCUCCCGAAGAGCACAGCGAAGACGAACCUCAUCUGCUCGAGCGGUUCCUGAUCUGGGGCUUGCGACCGGUCAGCAAUGCUACUGCUCAGAGUGACACUGCCGGCCAAGACAUCUUUGUGCACCAUUACGACAACGGCGGAACUGUACUUCACCUCCCUAUCGGCAGGGAGAGUCUGUCGGCGGAAAACCUCAAUAAAAGAUAUGACCAUCCUGGUCUCAAGAUCUCUUUUACUACGCGCCGGGUGUCUAAGAUGUCGAGACAGCAUCAAACUGAUAUGGCCAGCGGGAUCGCGAGCAUGUGGGAAUACUAUGCCAGAACCACUCCCAUGAACGAGUAUAUCGGGUUUGUAGAGACAGGUCACCAUGCCAAUUUCUACUUUCGCAUUAUCCCUGAGCUAAAGGGCUUUGGCCCAAAUUAUGAAAGUGUUGAUGUGUGUGGUGGUAUGGCUGGAAUGCUCUAA